Molecule: messenger RNA, 993 nt
Organism: Penicillium brevicompactum
Lineage: Eukaryota; Fungi; Ascomycota; Eurotiomycetes; Eurotiales; Aspergillaceae
Exons: 4
Coding region: 1-993 (330 amino acids)
Biological process (GO): vacuolar transport
Source: RefSeq, a predicted model, not a curated record
AUGAAGCUCACAGGCUCCCACUAUCUUUUGCUGCUAUCAACAUUACUUGGACUGUCCGGCGCAGACUCCUCCCCCAACGAUGACUCCGCAUGCAUCGCUCGAUCGCCGACGACCGGGCUAUUCUUCGAUCUCAAUGCGAUCUCAUUAUCUCCGCCCGAGAUGAAAGGCGGCAAGAAGGUUUCGCAGGAUGCGCGGGAUGACAGCUGGCAUGCGAAAGGUCACGACUACCCAGCCAACUUCACAAUCAACAUCUGCGCACCGGUCAUUGAGAAUGUGACGAACGUGGUGGGUGUGGAGUCUUCACGGUGGAAGAACGUCAGUGCAUAUUAUGAACGGGAUGAGAAAGUGUAUUCUAUUGGAGAGCAAGCCUCCGAACCCUUCUUCCGUGGUCGCAAACUCGUCCUCAACUAUACCAAUGGAUCACCGUGUCCCGAUGACUUGAAUAUGGCCAGCACAAAUGCUUCAACACGGAGAAAGUCCACCAUCAUGUCCUUCCUCUGUGACCGUGAUGCCCCGGCAAGCAUUGCAACUCCCUCGUUUGUUGGCUCCAUGGACUCGUGCACAUACUUUUUCGAAGUCCGCAGCUCAGCGGCAUGUGGUGGAAUCGCUGUUGAUCCCCAGGCUGGUGGUCUGGGACCAGGCGGCGUAUUCGGCGUGAUUAUGCUUAUUGCUGUCGCCGUUUAUCUCAUUGGAGGUUGUGCCUAUCAGCGAACAGUCAUGCACCAGCGUGGCUGGCGCCAGUGCCCCAACUUCAGCCUCUGGGCUGGUGUUUUUGACUUUGUCAAAGACAUGUUCAUUAUAAUCUUCUCUUCGCUCGGAAAUCUUCUGCGGUGCAAGGGCUCACCUUCGAGAAAUGGCUAUACCCGUGCGGAUUCCAACGGCCGAGGGGGUUUCAUCGGUGCCAUUGGAGGACGCGGACGUGGUGAUUCAGGACGUGAUGUGGAUGCUGAGAAUCGGCUCAUAGAUCAACUCGAUGAAGAGUGGGAUGAUUAG